Colletotrichum scovillei is the source of this 2208-nucleotide messenger RNA. RefSeq lists its product as uncharacterized. Gene Ontology annotation, molecular function: transcription cis-regulatory region binding; DNA-binding transcription factor activity, RNA polymerase II-specific; zinc ion binding. The record is from RefSeq and is a predicted model, not a curated record. Gene Ontology annotation, biological process: positive regulation of transcription by RNA polymerase II. Lineage: Eukaryota; Fungi; Ascomycota; Sordariomycetes; Glomerellales; Glomerellaceae. Bases 1 to 2208 code for a protein of 735 amino acids. The transcript has a single exon. Gene Ontology annotation, cellular component: nucleus.
AUGUUUUCACGCAACAAGGACCUCUCCCACAUGUCCUCCUUCUCCAACAUCCGCUCGCGCUUCAAAAACAGCAUGUCGUCCUCGGCCAAGAUCCGCAGUUCCGAGGGCUGCUGGACCUGCCGCCUGCGCCGCAAGAAGUGCGACGAGGCUCGGCCCGUCUGCGAGGGGUGCGCCCAGCUCGAGAUCAACUGCUUCUACAGCGAGACGAAGCCCGACUGGAUGGACGGCGGCGAGCGACAAAAGGAGAUGGCCGACCAGCUCAAGAAGCAGGUCAAGAUCCAGGCCAACAACCGCCGCGAGCGAAAGUACCUGCAGGGCCUCGACGUUGAGGGAGGCGGAGUUAGCGGCGGAGGAGGAGGAGGCGGGCGCGGAUCCGAGGAUGGCAUUCCUCCCGUCCCGGCGCUGAGUGCCGACGACGGCUCAUCAAAGGCCAACGACUCCAACAGUCCGUCCACCGUGAACGACACCCCCGGCGACUCAUCCUCUAGCCCGCCCUUCCAGAUGAACUCGGUGAAGUCGUCGAUCCAUGAAAUCGUCCCCGGCGCAUCACCAAAUCAGAUGCGCCAGCACACCCCGGAAUGGAACAACCACUCCAGCCCAGUAUCCGCAGCACAUCACCAGCAACAACAACAAUAUCAACAACAGCAACACCAAAAACCCCAGCCCGACUUCGCCGCCGGCACCGGCAUGGGCUCUUCGUCUUCUGUCCAACAAAACUCAUCUCCGCCCUUCGCCGACGACUCCAACCUGAGCUUCAUCAUGAUCUACCUCGACUACGUCUUUCCCUUCCUCUUCCCCUUCUACAAGCCGGCCCUUCUCGAAGGCGGCCGCGGCUGGCUCCUCAACGUCCUCAAUCACAACAAGGCCCUCUACCACACCGCCCUCAGCCUCUCCUCCCACUUCUUCGGCGUCGUCCUCGACAGCGCCCAGGUCGAGCACGCCCCCUGCCGCAUGAAGUCCGUCGCCAGCCUCCGCCACCAGAUGCACCUCGCCCUCCGCGAGCUCCGAGCCGACAUGACCCGCAUCAACGAGCCCGGACCCAACGGCGUGCCCCGUGAUCCCCAGGACCAGCUCCAGCAGAGCUGCCGCGUCCUCGAGAGCAUCGUCCAGCUCCUCAUCUUCGACGUGACCUUGGCUACCACAGACCACUGGCACAUGCACCUCGACGCCGCAACAAUAAUCUUCCAACAAAUCCUCCCGCAACCAGACCGCUGGGACCCGACAAUGAACAGCAUGGCCAUCCCCCUCCUCCAAGGCGUCCACUUCCCGCCCGGCUCCCACAAGCCCUGGUCCUCCGACCAAGCCGCCCUCCGCUUCUUCACCGCGUCCCUCCUCUACUUCGACAUCAUCUCCGCCACCGCCCUCGAGCGCCCACCCCGCCUCCAGCGCUACCACCGCCACCUCCUCUCCCCGCGCAAAGAAGCCUCCAACGCCUGCGCCGAAGUCGAGCCCCGGCUGCGUCUCGAGGAGUACUUUGGCUGCCAAUCCUGGGUCCUCCAAAUCAUUGGCGAAAUCGCCUCCCUCGACGCCUGGAAAAAGGAAACCCGCCGCGCGGGAUCCCUCUCCAUGACGCACCUCGUCUCCCGCGCCGGAUGCCUCGAGCUCGCCCUCCGCGAGGGGAUAGCAUGCCUUGACAACGCCUGCCCGCAACUCAUGGGCUCACCCAACUGCGCCGAGGAAAUGGCCUGCCGCGCGGGCUCCUGCACCGCGAUGGACGCCGACGAUGCUGCCGCCCCGCCGCCGCACCCUACUCACGUCGACACCACCAAACUCCCGCCUGACCCGCUGACGCUCUACCAAUCCCAACAAACCCGCGACGCAACAGACGCAGCCCGCAUCCACACCAAGAUCUGGGCCUACGCGGCGCUAACCUACCUCUCGACCGUCGUCUCCGGGUGGCAGCCCUCGUGUCCGGAGACAGCAUCCAGCGUAGCCAUCACGAUCGACCUGCUCAACUCGCUCCACAGCCCCGUGUGCCUGCGCACCGUCGUCUGGCCCUUUUGCGUCAUCGGGUGCCUAGCGGAUCCCUGCCAGGAGCACAUGUUCCGCGAGAUGGUGGGCAAAAUGGGUGCGCUCGAGGUAUUUGGGUCCAUCAAAGCUGCGCUGGGCGUUAUGGAGAAUGUGUGGGCCAAGAGGGAGACCAUCGACGAGAGCUGGGAUAUCACAGCAUGCUUCAAGGUCCUCGGGCAUGCUGUGCUCUUGACUUGA